This is a messenger RNA of Nannospalax galili (Upper Galilee mountains blind mole rat), 701 nucleotides long. RefSeq names its product dynein light chain LC8-type 1 (gene Dynll1). The coding region runs from base 164 to 433 and encodes 89 amino acids. Gene Ontology annotation, biological process: cilium assembly; microtubule-based process. Gene Ontology annotation, cellular component: cytoplasmic dynein complex. The record is from RefSeq and is a predicted model, not a curated record. The transcript has 3 exons. NCBI's taxonomy places the organism in Eukaryota, Metazoa, Chordata, Mammalia, Rodentia, Spalacidae. Gene Ontology annotation, molecular function: dynein intermediate chain binding; dynein light intermediate chain binding.
CGGCGGGAGCAGGGCGGGGCCUAGGCAUUAGGCGGCGGCGGCUGGCGUGAGGCGGCUUAGAUGCGCCACGGUUUCUGUAGCGACCGAAUCUGCUUUCUGCGCUGAGUGGCGCGUCACCUGCCUCAGGAGACCGUAGCAGUCGGAAGCCUGCUCUACGAUAACCAUGUGCGACCGGAAGGCGGUGAUCAAAAAUGCAGACAUGUCUGAAGAAAUGCAACAGGACUCGGUGGAGUGCGCUACUCAGGCGUUGGAGAAAUACAAUAUAGAGAAGGAUAUUGCGGCCCAUAUCAAGAAGGAGUUUGACAAAAAGUACAACCCCACUUGGCACUGCAUUGUGGGGCGAAACUUCGGUAGUUAUGUGACACAUGAAACCAAACACUUCAUCUACUUCUACCUGGGUCAAGUGGCGAUUCUUCUGUUCAAAUCUGGUUAAAAGCAUGGCCUGUGCCAAACACCCAGUGAUCCAUCCAAAAACAAGGACUGCAGCCUGAAUUCCAAACACCAGAGACUGAAACCUUCAGCCUUGCUAAGGGAAAACCUCGUUUUGAAUCUUUAUUUUGUACAGGGCUUUAUCCUCUGUACUAGUUUAUGGUUAUAAAAUAGUAAAACAGCUUACAUUUGUAUUUAUUUUCUAUUCCAUACUUCUUUGCCCAUUUUUUUUUCCUUAGUCCAUUCCUUUAAAUAAAUCUGUUGGAGAUGUC